UCUGCCAAUUAUCAAAGAGAUGACUGUAUUUGGUUUUAGAAUAAGAGUCCUAAUGUUACCAUAUACAGAACAUAAGUCAUCCCAUCAUGGAUGCAAAUAGCAGACUAUUGCAUGUGACUUUUAAGUUUAUACCAAUAUUGCUUUAGUGAACUUUUCUCGGCUGUGGGUGCCCGCUGAAUCUGAUGCCUUGCCUUAUUCUCUAACCGUGUAUUUGUGUUUCUGAAGGCAUUUUAAUCCACUAUUUCCCUUCCAAAUGGGUUAAAGUGCUUAUGUUAUGUACAUUCUAUAAAUAAGAACUCCUAGGAGCCAUCCAUACUUGUGUUCAUUCCUUCCAAGUUUUUUUGUUCCAAGUAAAAUAUCUCUUCUUCUUAUGGCAACCAACCAACCUCCACCCCGUCCCUGGUUACGUUUACCAUCCAUAGCCCGUCCAGUGGCACUCACUACCCCAGCCCCUGAGCCUCCUGCUUCCCAGCCAGCACGGCCCCCUUUAAUUAUACCUACAUUUAGGCCAUUAACUCAGCCUCAACCUCAACCUCAACCUCAACCUCAGCCUCAACCUCAACCUCAACCUCAACCUCAACCUCAGCCUCAAGAACCUACUGCACCUGGAGCACCACCUACCACGGGUUUAUCCUCAGUUCCUCCUUCUCCAAUUAGAAGAACCUCAGUACCAACUUCUCCGGUCACCAGAACAACCCAACCUACCACUUCUUCAGUUCCAUCCUCUCCUAUUAAAACCAAAGACUCUGCUCCCCUCCCAACUUCUGAGUCCCAAAAACAAGCCUCAUCUCCUACACCUCAAUACUCUGCUCCUUCUCCCCCAAAACCUUCCUCGACCUCUCCAUCGCCCACUUCUCCAGUCAGGCAACUUCCAACUUCUCCAGUCAGGCAAAUUCCAACUUCUCCAGUCAGGCAACUUCCAACUUCUCCAGUCAGGCAAAUUCCAACUUCUCCAGUCAAACAACUCCCAACUUCUCCUGUUAAGACGGUUUCAACUUCCCCAGUCAAACAACUCCCAACUUCUCCUGUUAAGGCAGUUUCAACUUCCCCAGUCAAACAAAUCCCAACUUCUCCUCUCAAGGCAGUUUCAACUUCCCCAGUCAAACAACUCCCAACUUCUCCUGUUAAGGCAGUUUCAACUUCCCCAGUCAAACAACUCCCAACUUCUCCUGUUAAGACAGUUUCAACUUCCCCAGUCAAACAACUCCCAACUUCCCCUGUUAAGAUAGUUUCGUUUUCCCCAGUCAAAACAGUCCCAACUAUUACCGACACCUUCACCAAUGGGACAACUACCACGGCUCGUCUGCCCACCCCAACGCCUUCUCCAAGAGCCAUAAAGCCUGCAGAUCAAACUCCACCCCUGUCUCCUAAGAACAAGCCCACUGCUCUCCCAGUUUCUCCUUUAAUUCUACCAUCUCCACAAUUGAAAUCCAAACCCGAGCUUGAACCGAAGAUCCCAGCAGAGGCUGAGCAAAAGGGCGUGCUGGUUCAAAAGACCAUUGAAAUUCCUAAGCCUGGGGUCAAUGGCACAGGAUCUCAGAAGAAUUUGCACCAGAGUCACAUGUCCCACAUUGCUCGUCAUCAGCAUGGGAAGCAUGAAGAGCUCAGAGACUUGGAAGCAAAGAAGAAAGGUGGUCAUAACAAGAAAUUCUCUUCAGAUUCCGAGGGUGGCAUGAAGGUUAUAACAAUUGCUGGUGAAAACAAGGGUGCUUUCAUGGAAGUAAUCAAGUCUCCUAUGAGACAUGGCUCCAAUGGCAACCCUCAUUCUCUGGGCCGCAUUGACCCUAAAACUGAGAAGGCUGGAAGCCUAUGGCAUAAAUCCAGUAGCAGCAGCAGCAGUGAAGAAGAGAAUUCGCAGAAGAAGGACAAAAGUCACAAAGAGAAGGCAAUGCAUUCUCCCCCAGUGGUUGCAUACACAAAUAGUAAUGUGCAAGGUGUCAACAACACAAUUUUAUUCAAUUCUUCAUGCUCCCAUCAAGACCCUGGAGUGCACCUUUCACUGUCAAGAAAGCCAUUUGACAAGGGAUUCCGUGUCAAGGACAAGGACAGCAGCAGUGGUCGUCACAGCUAAAGAGAUAAAAAGAGAAGCUUGAAUAAAGAAAAUGUUCUUCUACUUUUGUGGUUCAACUUUAGGCUAUUUAAACCAGUUAUGUGAUGUUGAAUCAAUAAAUUAAUAUGAGUGGCUGAGUGAAGAUAAAGAGAACAUGGGUUCUGAUUCUUCAUCGUUAUAUUCCAUUCCACUUGAUCUGGAGUGUAGUUGAAGAUUAUCCAAAGCCCCUGUUUGGCUCGAGUAAGAGAAAUACAUAUGUGCCUUUGAUGUAAUAAAGUGGUCAUUUGUUUACUUUAAUUUGUAACGGAGCAAUGCAAUUUGUGCGACCAACUAGUAGUUUAUGUUUGUGUUCUUAA
Mangifera indica (mango) is the source of this 2406-nucleotide messenger RNA. RefSeq names its product proteoglycan 4-like. The record is from RefSeq and is a predicted model, not a curated record. The coding region runs from base 371 to 2071 and encodes 566 amino acids. NCBI's taxonomy places the organism in Eukaryota, Viridiplantae, Streptophyta, Magnoliopsida, Sapindales, Anacardiaceae. The transcript is spliced from 2 exons.